Messenger RNA from Linnemannia hyalina, 831 nucleotides. Lineage: Eukaryota; Fungi; Mortierellomycota; Mortierellomycetes; Mortierellales; Mortierellaceae. The record is from the annotation of a GenBank genome assembly.
AUGACCAACACCAUAGAAACCGUCAUCCCCACCGCCACCAUCAUCAAGCCCACAACCAAUCUCGCCGAGGAAUGUCCCUCCAACACGUCGGUUGAGGAGUACGCCGCCAAGCUCGAGACCGAGUACAACUUUACUCCCGUCCGUCUCGACCUGGACCACACCCACAAGCAACGCAUGCUCGACGCAAAAGUAUACAACCCCGGCGAUGAGCUCCUAGUCCUCGAACGCCACCGUGUCCGUGAACUGAUGCAGGUCUACAACUCGACCCAGUCCACCCCCGAGGGGGUCCUUACGCGUCGAGCCCUCCUCCACUCGAUGACCCGCGGUCGUAUCGGAAAGGGCUGCUGGAUCGAGCCUCCCUUCAUGACUGACUAUGGAUGCAACAUCACGAUGGGCGAGAAUGUCUACAUGAACUUCAACUGUGUGGUUCUAGACUGUGGCCAGGUCACGAUCGGCAACAAUGUCUUCUUUGCGCCCAACGUCCAGCUCUUCUGUGCCGCGCACCCUGUUAACCCUUUGACUCGGUCGAAGGGUAUCGAGUUCGGGAUGCCCAUUGUGAUUGGUGAUGAUGUCUGGGUUGGAGGUGGGGCUAUCAUUUGCCCCGGUGUCACUAUUGGAGAUGGCGUCACGGUCGGAGCAGGAAGUGUUGUGACCAAGAAUGUGCCUCCGUAUACCAUUGUUGGAGGAAACCCUGCCAAAAUCUUGAAGGUGUUGAGCAAAGAGGAGUGCGAGAAGGAAGACCGCGAGUACGAGGCGCGCAAGGCUGCGGGUAAUGCCUAUGAUGACUGGACACCGGCACCCAAGGGCACCCUUGCCCUCCCCAAGGCCUAA